Messenger RNA from Anopheles darlingi, 1594 nucleotides. RefSeq names its product protein ILRUN. The record is from RefSeq and is a predicted model, not a curated record. Bases 237 to 950 code for a protein of 237 amino acids. Gene Ontology annotation, cellular component: phagophore assembly site. The transcript is spliced from 7 exons. NCBI's taxonomy places the organism in Eukaryota, Metazoa, Arthropoda, Insecta, Diptera, Culicidae. Gene Ontology annotation, molecular function: ubiquitin binding. Gene Ontology annotation, biological process: macroautophagy.
AACAAACGUUCACCGAGUGGAACAAAAAAUACCGCUCUAGUUUCUAGAUAUUUUAGGGUAAUUAAUUGUUGUAAAUGUCUGUAGUCAUUUUAAAACAGAAGACUGAGGUACGCCGCUAGCGUCUACAUCACUGUGAAAUCGUCCCUCUUGUUCAGAAGGUAAAUUCCGGCAUCGUCGUUGCCCAUGCCUGUGCAUCACAUUCAGAUUUAGUGAAACUUUCGGUACUGCUCGCUUAAAUGGACCAAGACGACAACGAGGAUCCAGUCGAAGCGGAGCUGCUUCAACUGCUAGCUCCAUUUAGUUCUCUGGUAACAACCGACAAGGAUGAACUAAUCAGGCAAUUCCAGGCCAUUGGAGCCAAUAUGAAUCAGGAAACGGCUACAUUCUUUCUAGAGAUGUCGAAUUGGAAUCUCCAAGCCGCGGUAGGGUGUUACUUUGACACCCUGGGGCAGCCCGGAAUACCAUCGAUGAAAUUCUUGAACGACAUGACAAUCGGAAAAGGCGAAAAAAUAAUGCCGAAUACAGAAUAUCAGCUGAAGUUCUUGGUACAAAAUAGCGGUGAUAUACAAUGGAUUCAGGGAACUUAUAUAGCUCUAAAGGCCUCAACAAACAUGCCGCAAUCGACAAGCGCCCGGAACAACAAAAUCUUCGUGCCUUCAAUUUCAAGCAACGACACUGCUAUUGUAACAGUACGCGCGGUUAGCCCGAGUGACGAAGGAGUAUACGUGACCAAUUGGGCUAUGUAUACACCGAACGGCUUCGAGUUUGGAGAAACGAUAUCAAUCACUAUGGAAGUUUCUAAAACAGGAACAAUGACAUUAACUCAGGCGAGCAGCGGAGGUGCAGUCGGUGCUAAUAAUAUAGGCACUAUUGAAGACGGUGGUACCAUCGCAGAUGAGGUCACUGUCGAAGAUGGUGAUACUAUCGACGACGUAGAUAUGUGGGAUUAGACGGUGGAACUUUCUUAUUCAUUUUCAUUAGAGCAACUAUAAUCAAUGCAGAAGAAGGAGAAAAUACUUAAUUUUCUCUCAAUUUCCAUUUCACAUCCAUCUCCUUCUUUUUGACUUUUUGAAUAAAUUUGACGUAUUUGUUCAUUAAAAAUAUAUUAACACCGACAUUUGUUUCUCCCGCUAACCAGGAAUUGAACUGAAAUACAGUAGCUUGCCAAAAUGUGCCUCCGAUUGCGCAUGCUACUUUCGUGCGCGAGUGACCCUUGCGCGGUGAGACCAAUACCAAUGGUGUCAAGCUUUGAAACUGAAUUAGCUACUUAUCCGGGGGUAGUGACUGAUUGAAACUAGGUUAAUAUAGCUCACUGUUUUCUUAGAAAACGAGCCAAACGAGAUUUGUCGUUGACUAGUACAUGAGAGAGAAUGAGUCGUUAACUAGUACAGAAAAAGACUUUGUUAGUUACGAAACGCGUUAGGGAAUCCACAGCAGUGCAUUACAAUUCCGUACCGUAUCGAUGUACCUAGAGUCUAGGUCCUAGGCUCACCUUGCAUUGCAUUGCAAUGCAAGCAUGCCAAAAAAACUCUUAUAAAUUACAAAAGAAAUAAAAAUGUAAAAUGAACUGUUCUUAGCAACAAGCAUAAGAGAC